Bacidia gigantensis is the source of this 2055-nucleotide messenger RNA. RefSeq lists its product as uncharacterized. Gene Ontology annotation, molecular function: phosphatidylinositol binding. The coding region runs from base 1 to 2055 and encodes 684 amino acids. The transcript has a single exon. The record is from RefSeq and is a predicted model, not a curated record. NCBI's taxonomy places the organism in Eukaryota, Fungi, Ascomycota, Lecanoromycetes, Lecanorales, Ramalinaceae.
AUGCCUCUCCGCGACUCCCUCCCCUCAAUUCCCUCCUGGUCGCAAACCAAGACCGUCUCUAAAGCCGGUUUCGACAAAGUCUACCACGUCGUCGACAAGCUCGGCCCGCCCGUCAAUCGGCUGAGCAACAAGCUCGGCUCUGAAGCUUUCUGGCCCACGACCCUCGAUCGGGAAUCAGAUAAAGCUGCAAGAAUAUUGCGGAGCUUCUGUAAAGAUGGGUUCUACGUUGAAGAAGAUAAGGAGGCCGGAUAUGUGGGGGCGAAAAAGGACGACGGGGUGCCGAAGGGGAAGCAAAGGGUGAUUAAGAAGAUACCGACGGAGGUCAUAAAACGAGCGAAGGGACUGGCUAUCUUUACUACAAUGAGGACAGGGCUGUGGGUCUCCGGUGCUGGAGGCUCAGGCAUUUUGGUUGCUAGAACGGCGGACGGCAGUUGGAGCCCACCGUCGGGAAUAUUGCUGCACACUGCUGGUUUGGGCUUUCUUGUUGGAGUGGAUAUCUACGAUUGCGUCGUUGUCAUCAAUACGGAAAAAGCACUAGAAGCAUUUACAAAAAUACGGUGCACGCUUGGUGGAGAGGUCAGCGCUGUUGCUGGUCCAGUGGGCAUUGGUGGGGUGCUGGAGACAGAGCUACAUAAGCGGCAAGCUCCCGUUUGGAAUUACUUGAAGAGUAGGGGAUUCUAUGCUGGAGUUCAAAUUGAUGGGACCGUCAUCAUAGAGCGUGGGGAUGAGAAUGAGCGGUUCUAUGGGGAGAGGAUUGCGGUGGUGGAUAUCCUUGCCGGCAAAGUACGACAUCCGCCGAGAGAGAUCGGAGGACUGAUUCAGACCAUCAAGGCAGCUCAGGGAGACGUCGAUGUGGAUGAGAGUGCAUUGCCAGAUAGUGAGCCUACGCCAGGAGACUACGAGGUCAAAGGAGAUGACAAUGGGUUUGGCCUACCGCCGAGCGAGGAUGACCCGGACCCAUUUGGUGUCAAAGCGCUCGAGGAGCAAGGGAUGGAGGUUAGGGAAGCAGGAACGAGGAGCCGACCAAGUGGAGACGUAUUUGAAUAUCGGCCUUCACCUACAAGUCCGAUCUAUGCUACAUUCCACUCAAGGAAGAACUCAAAGAGGGACAGCGAGAGGAUGAGCAUAGCAAGUGUACACACAGAUCGUGGGACACAGACCGACGACCUCGCAUCACCAGAAAUGGCCAACUCCCCAGAACCAGCCGAUGAAGGCAGCCCCGCACGAAAAGCCACAGAGAACCUUGCCGAAGACAUCGACGACGGCUCCUCAGGCAGCGGAGAAGAACAUCACAAAACCGAAGAAGCAACCGUCAUAUCCCGCGCAAAGCUUGUGCAGAUACCAAAGCGCGUCCCGCCUGCUCUCCCACCACGAAGUCCUUACAGAAGCAGCAACCCCAUUCCCAGCCCAACCGCAAUCCCAGAUGCCGCCAGCCCUACCCAGCAGACAGGCCUAGGUAUCGACAUGCACGGCUCCCAAGACGCUGAGCAAGGUCUCUACCCCAUCCCUUCUCACAGCUCGAUCGAAGAGCGCCUCCAACAGGUUCACCUCGCUCCCUCGCGGAACAGCGAACGUCUAAGCCCGAAUAAAGAUGGGUUUGAUGACGUGGAUAUGAGCGGGUCUGAUUAUUCGAGGAGUAGAGGCAAUACGCCUGGCGUGAUGUCCGGGGGUGCUACGCCUGCUGAGGAGACCGUCGAAGACACUAUCGUUAUGAAAGAUGCGGAAGCCGAAGACGCAAAGGAUGUUGCUAAAACGGGGGAUGCUCAGCACGACACUCCCGCCGAGGAGAACACACCUCAUCUCAGUAAACAAAAUGACAACGGCGAGACAGACUUCCAAUCCGCACAGUAUGCACCGCCAGCCAAAGACAAGGACGAAAGCGAAGACUUCUCCAUGCCAGGCGAGUUCCACUCCGUGCCUAGUACGCCGCUCGGACCUGGACCCGAGCCUUCCUUCCCCACCUCCGCCCCCGGCCCUACCUCUGCUCCUGUUCCUGGGGUGCUUAAAGAGAUACCUGGAAUAGAUCCAACGAAAGUGGAGGGGAAAGUUGCGUAA